This is a messenger RNA of Alternaria burnsii, 366 nucleotides long. RefSeq lists its product as uncharacterized. NCBI's taxonomy places the organism in Eukaryota, Fungi, Ascomycota, Dothideomycetes, Pleosporales, Pleosporaceae. The coding region runs from base 1 to 366 and encodes 121 amino acids. The transcript is spliced from 2 exons. The record is from RefSeq and is a predicted model, not a curated record.
AUGCAUAGAGCUGGACAUAAGAACUGGCGGUUUAAGGCACACAAGACUUUCCAUGAAAGGAGAAAGGCGACCUGGGACGAGAGCAAUCUGGAUGUCACAGGGCAUCUAGCAUCCGGACCAGGCGGUGCGAAGAAGACACCUGCGAGUGACAUACCAUUCAAGAACCUGACCGUGGACGUGCGACGUGAAUCUCAAGGUUAUGACGCGCUGGAUUUGACACGAAUGGUCGAAUAUUGCAUGAAUAAUCCACACGAACCAUGGUUUUACCCUCGCGACUACGAUGCGGUGUUGCGGCUUGUGGGCGGCGCAGUUCCCAUUCGACACGAACAUAGCGAUCGCCAGGCGUUCAGGCGAUGGACCGAGUAG